GACCUGAAACUUAUAACGGAUGUGUUUUCAUCUGCGUCAAAAUACAACGUCUGUGUGACCGCGAGGAACUCGCGUUGGGUGAAAUAAAAACGGAGCUAAAGUAGACUCUGACGUCUCCUAUGUUUACAGCGAUGGUUAGCUUCUAAUAUGGCGACGGUUGUGUGUCAACGCAGGGCUAAGGCAAUUUCAUGGAAGCGACUGGAAACGAAUAAACCCUUCCUAUGUUGUAGCAUCCUUUCAGCUGUUGUGUCGAAGUAAAAGGAACUCCUUAAUAUGAGUGAUGAUAAACCCUUCCAGUGCACUGCUCCUGGGUGUGGACAGAGAUUCACUAAUGAAGACCAUUUGGCUGUCCACAAACACAAACAUGAGAUGACCCUGAAGUUUGGCCCAGCAAGAAAUGACAAUCUCAUCAUUGCAGACCAAACUCCUACACCCACCCGCUUUUUGAAGAACUGUGAGGAAGUCGGGCUCUUUAAUGAACUUGCAAGUCCUUUUGAUCAUGACUUCAAAAAGGCAACGGAAGAUGACAUCAAAAAGUUACCCCUGGAUUUGUCCCCUCUUGCUACACCCAUCAUACGCAACAAAAUGGAGGAACCCACAGUUAUAGACGCACAUAGAGACAGCCCCCUGCCUCAUCCUGAAUCCACUACAAGUGAUGAUAAGGACUUAUCUUUGCAGCCAGCCUCACUGCCAACAUCCACUAUAGUCCAUCCUGCAUCCCUUCAAGUUCCCAAUGUACUUCUAGCAACCACAGAGGCUAAUGUUGUAAUACAGCCAGCUCUCCCAUCGCCAACAUCUAGCUCUGUUAUUACUCAAGUCCCCUCCACUAAUAGGCCUAUAGUCCCAGUGACUGGCACCUUCCCCGUGCUUUUACAGCUGCCAAAUGGCCAGACCAUGCCAGUUGCAAUACCUGCGUCUAUUACAAGCUCAAGUGUACAUAUUCCAACUACAAUCCCUCUUGUCAGACCUGUCACCGUAGUGCCUGCCAUCCCUGGAAUCCCUGGACCCGCCUCGCCACAACCUCAACCCGUCCAAUCAGAAGCAAAGCUGAAUCUGAAAGCCACACUAAGCCAGCAGCUUCCUCAGGUAACCAAUGGAGACGGCGGCGAGGUCCAGAGCAGUGCUGUAACCCACACUGUUAAUCCCGCUUCCCCUGCUCCGACCCCGACCCCACCUCCAGCCCCGGCUGCGAUCCUAACUCCGGCUCCUCAACUGCCUACAACAGAGGAAGCCUCCAUGCGUUCCCUUCAGCAGCCAGCCACCUCCACCACAGAAACACCCGCUUCCCCUGCUCCCCCUGCACCAAACCCUCCAGCCACAGGGGGCAGGCGCCGCAGGACCACAAGCGAAGACCCCGACGAGAAGCGCCGCAAGUUCCUGGAGCGUAACAGAGCCGCAGCUUCUCGCUGUCGGCAAAAGAGGAAAGUGUGGGUCCAGUCUUUGGAAAAGAAGGCCGAGGACCUCGGCUCCAUGAAUACACAACUACAGAACGAAGUCACCCUGCUGAGAAACGAAGUGGCUCAGCUGAAGCAGCUUCUUCUGGCUCAUAAAGAUUGCCCUGUAACCGUCAUGCAGAAGAAGUCUGGCUAUCACAUCUCUGACAAAGACGAAAGCUGCGAGGAAAUGUCCGUCCCCAGCAGCCCUCAGAACGAGGCCAUCCAGCACAGCUCCAUCAGCACCUCCAACGGGGUCAGCUCCUCUUCCUCCUCGACGACCCUGGCCGUCUCCGCCCCACCCAGCGCCGCUUCGGGCACAAUAAAGCAGAGCACAGAGGAGAGCCAGCCGCGGAGGGCCAGCACCCGGUCCCAGCCUUCAGGGAGCUGAUCGUCCCAAACUGUACCUGAGCAUCUUACACUGGAGUGCUGUUGGCUCACACAUCUUCUUCUGACAAACAGAGGAAAGGGAUUCUCUCUCAGCUUCACUUACGGACAAUACAGUUUUUAAUUCAUUCUUGAUUGUUUGGGUCAAUGUUUGGUCAAUUUUGUACUUGAUAGGCUCUGCUUUUAAAAAUGCAAUGUUUUCUCUUUACAAAAGAAAAGCACUUUAGGUGUAACAUGUAUAUAAUGUGGCUUUUACCUGUUUUUUAUAUUUAUGUUCACUUAUUAAUUGCUCUUACAGCAGGGGAAAAAAAGCAAUUUAAUGCAUUAACAUUUUCUCAACUAUUAUAUUUCUGAUGGGGUUGUUGAGAUGCAAUGCUCUACCGGAUAUUGGUCCCAACCCAACCGAUCCACACAUAACAAAUAUUUAACACAGAUUAGUUCAUAGGUUAUGUGAAAUAAAGUGGAAAGACACAAAAAAUUGAGUUUGCUGAGUGAAAUGUAUUUAAUACUUAGUAGAGUAGCCUCUUUGGUAAUGACGGCUUCAAGACAUCUCAUUGCCCAGGUGGGAUUGUUACCCUUUUUUUUUUUUUUCACAGAAACUGUCUUCAAAUCUUGAAUGCUUUGGGCUAGUCCUCUGAUCUUCCAAACUUCACUUCUGAUGUGGUGUUUGGGAGGUGACGUGCAGGGCCAUUUCCCCUCAGAACAUGUGUGCAAAAUCAUCCAAAGAGUUCAUUUUAGUCUCAUCUAAACUGACUAUAUUCUUCCAGUAUUUCAUUAACUUGUUCAAAUGUUCUGCAGUACAUUUUAAGUGAGCUCCAGAAUGCUUUUUCUUUAGCUGUAGAGUCUUACGCAGUGAGUGUGCGUACAGACUCUUGCAGUUGAGUAGAUUAUUUUUGUUUUUGGGGAAAAAAGUGGACUGUAUAAUCUAUUUUGAAGCUCUCUUAGUGGUUUUUGUACAGCUCUGUCAGAAAUCUUGUAUGGAGCUCCUGAUUGGGGCUUGUUUGUGAUGAAAUGAUGCUGCUUCCAGAUCCUGGCCUCAACUGUGUCCUCUGGAACAAUUAGAAGUUUAGAAAUACUACUCAAAUCAAUCGAGCGCCGAAGUACAAAACCUCAAAUCAGGAAAAUGAUGGUUCUUUUGUUUCAACAUGUUCCCCAUCUAACCUGAUUUGAGUUCUUUACAGGCACAGUUCUUUUCUGUCACAACAAAGACAGAUAGAAGAUUUUGUGCAGUUUGUUUUGUAGCAAUAAGGUUACAAAGGUCUUGAGAGGACCCUUAGAUUUUUACAAUCACGAGAUAUUUAUUCUGUGAUACCUUGGUUGUGGGUCAUAGGCCAUCAAUUAGGACUAAACCUGCUGUUAUUAAUUACUACUUAAAUGGAGGAUUGCUUUCUAAAUACUGAUAGAUUUCAGCUGUUUUCUUGGCUUUCUAUUGCUUUUUGCAAGUCUUUGUUCAAUAAUCAUUCACUGUCAUUGGACCUUGUUACUCAUAACCUAAUAUAUGGAGUUAAUUGUUCUGAUUUCGCUCUAUACAUGGAUUAUUUUGGUUCUCUGACCUAUGGUGUGAAUUUCAUGUCAAUACCCCCAUUUGAAAACUGCUUACUGAGGAAAACACUUGUUUUACCUGCUGUAUGUAUUUUUUAUUUGAAAGCAUUCAGUCAGUCCGCCAAUACGUUUUCUGGCUCAUUUGUUUUAAUUAAUGUACAAUUACUUUAAAGUUUUAUUUCUAUUUUUUGACCUUUUGCACAUAUUUGAGAGAUGACAGGUUUACUUUUCAGGAGUUUGUUGAUCACUGGCAGCUUUUUAGAAGUAGAUUUUUUAAUGCCGACACAAACAUUACAUAGCUAAAUUUGGCUGAGAUCAGCUGUAGUGGCAUAGUGCAAGUCUGAAUGUUUGAGCUCACCUCUGCAUGUAAACUAGUCUGAUGGAGGUGAGCUGCUUAUAUCUGUGUGUUUUCUCAUUAACAUUCCAUCUGUAGUCCAUUUGAUUGUCCCUGAAGCAGUGAUUGUAGGAUUGCAGUACCUCUUUUUUUUUUUUUUUUUCCAUUCCUCAGUCCGUGGUGAUGUUGACCUUAUUCAGUGCCAUUAAUGUUUUUUGCAUAAAUACCUUCUGUACAUUUGUUAUGCAAAUUAAACUCUGGUUGAUUGUUGUUCUCCCAGAUUUAAAGGGUCCCAUGAACAUGUUUGCUCUGUAGAGAUUUUCCUGCUUUGUAAACUGUGCUUUGCAAGUGAGUCUUUAUGGCUUUAGCAACACGAAACACUUCAGAACUUUAAGCUUUCCAUGAACAAGAACAUUUUUAGGAAACAUUGUAAAACAAAAACAUCAACAAUGCAUCAUUCUUGAUAUUUGAUUUUAUAGGACUGUACGGCUUUAGUAACUUGUCUCCAUUAGCUGUUAAAACUCUUUAGGCUGCACCUCUUGUUGACACAAUAGGGUUGUCGUGUAAAAAUGAAUGUCAUUCAGAUGUGGACAGGAAUCACAUCAACUACUCUAGUUACACUACAGAUAAUGCGCCUGAAGAAUUGUGAUCAAUAAGGAACUUUAAUAAACAAAUUUCAACUUUAAAAGUCAGUUUGCCUUUUCCCUCUUAGUCUGUACUGGCUUACUACUGUGUAGUUUUAUAAAUGGCUAACACAUUGUUUUCUUAAAAUGUGGUUUUUAAGGUUUUAUUGUUAUGUGCUAUCUGCAUGAGAUAUCAAUUCUCUGCGAGAAUUUUACUGUUUAUUUAUGUCUUAAUUAAGAAAACAAUGUAAAACAAGUUUUUACAACUUGACUUGUGAAGGCUUCUGUGAUUUUUGUUUAGUUUUUUUGGGGUCCCCCCUUCCCCAGGGCUUAACGGCUACAAAUGGGGUGUGAUACUGUGUUGACAAUGUAAUUGUAAUGUGAAAGUUCUGUAAAAAAGUUUGAAAUGAUAAGUUGUGGUAAUAAACCUUUUAAUAACUCUUUAA
Messenger RNA from Girardinichthys multiradiatus, 4765 nucleotides. RefSeq names its product activating transcription factor 2 (gene atf2). The record is from RefSeq and is a predicted model, not a curated record. The coding region runs from base 274 to 1824 and encodes 516 amino acids. Gene Ontology annotation, molecular function: DNA-binding transcription factor activity, RNA polymerase II-specific; cAMP response element binding. The transcript has 12 exons. Gene Ontology annotation, biological process: regulation of transcription by RNA polymerase II. Lineage: Eukaryota; Metazoa; Chordata; Actinopteri; Cyprinodontiformes; Goodeidae.